CAGAAACCUCUAAGUCAUCAAGAGCCAAAACCAUAACCAAGAAGUCUUUGACAACAACAUUGUCAAUGAGUCCAUCCCCGAACAUACAUUCUUCAGAACAAACAGCAACAUUGGAAAGAACAAGAAUGAAUUCAACAGUACAACUAGCAAGUACAAAAUCUCCUACGACACUGAAAUCAUCUCAAACGUGGACCCAACUGAUCACAUCUACUCCAGAAUCUGUGAGAUCAACAUCCUCUAUGAGUUCCAUAACAGGGACAAGGAAACCAACCCUAGAUACUACUGCGACCAAAAAAAUAACAUCUUUUGCUGGUUCCUCUUCAUCUCCAUCACAGACUACAAUGCCAGGUAUCUCUACAUCUCCAUUACUAGAGUCUUCGGACCCAAGCACAGUCUCUCUAAGUGGUACCAUGGCUCCAACAACAUCCUCUUCAUUCCCUGAAGUGUCGCAAGCAAACGUAACCUCUGGACAAACUAAAACUCUAUCUACUCAAACUCAAACUGAAACUCCAUCUACAGUCCAAACAACAGUAAAAGAAUCCAAAGGACAAACUAAAACUCCAUCUACUUCAACUAAAACUCAAACUGAAACUCCUUCUACAGUCCAAACAACAGCAAAGGCAACCACAGGACAAACUAAAACUCCAUCUACUCCAACUAAAGCUCAAACUGAAACUCCUUCUACAGCCCAAACAACGACAAAGAAAUCCACAGCAAGUAUGGAAUACUCCACAUCAUCUAGCAGUUCUUUGUCAUCUACAGUACAAUCUACAUUGCCAUGGAGCUUUACAACUGCAAGGACUGGGCUGUCAAGGGCAUCAAAUAUAACCACAGAACGUCUAGUAAACACUUCUCUGGUAUCAACACCAAAGUCAGUGUCUUCCUUGACGCAACUUACACAUUCAUCAUCUCCCUCAGAGUCUUCUCUCUCUUUGUCUUCAAGACAUCCUCAGACUCCAUUGAUGCCAGCACAAUCAUCAACAAGGUCAACUGAUCAGACCACAAGUCUUGUGCAAAUGAUAAAUUCCACUGCAUUGAAGAUGAGUUCUGGAAUGGUCUCUUCCACAGCAGUAUUGACUGAUGCCAAAACUACAUCUUCUUCAGUUAGAGAACAGACGUCUGCAAAACCAACUACAACGUCCAAAGUAGAUACAACAUCAUCUCUUUUCCCAUCAACUCAGACACCAUCUUUAGCAGAGACGACAUCUUCAAUAUUGAGGGAGGCCUCUUCUUUGUCAACUGCUCAGUCAAUGCCAUUCACUUCUCUGUUUUCCAAAGCAGUUUCUUCAGAGAAAACGAUACUGUCCACAGAAGCUACGAGGGCUACCCCAAGCAAACCAGCGGUGACAGUGUCAUCAUAUUCAGUAUCUCCAGUGCCAACCUACUCUAUUGCAGCAACAAUAACUCCCUCAUUUUCAACAGCAGUGAAUACAACUGUACCAACUACAACCCAAUCUAAGACCCGUGUAUCAUCAACAUCAAAGGAGCAAUCUUCUUCCUCACCAAUUGAAUCCUCCCUGCAUCCCACGAUGCCACCAACUUCUUUGCCGUUAGUAACAGGCUCAAAUGCAGCGACCCUUAAAGAUACUACUGGGUCUUCAACUGCUGAAACGACCAUAAACCAAUCAUUUACGUCAAUGUUGCUUACUUCAACAACCAUCCCUACAGUGUCAAAAGCACAAUCUGUGAUGUCAACAACUUCUAUCUUGCAAUCAACAUUGAAACAAACUUCAAGGGUUGUAAGAACAACCAAGCUAUCAACUGCAACCACAAAGAUGUCCUCUACCCUUCUCAUACCAACGCUGACUACAAAUGUCCAUAAAAGUACCAAAGAAUCAACAACACAUUCAACCACAAGACCGUCAUUAACCACAACAGAGUCUACGAGUUCUGUAUUGAUGCCUUCAACUUUAACAAGUGUGUCUACAUCUACAAUGCCAGAAUAUCCCACAACACCAGUAGCCUCUGAGUCUGUAAUCACACUGUCUACAAAGCAAACAACCACUAUCAUGGAAACAGACAGGACCACCUUAAGUCCAACAACAAAGGAAUUGUCUUCAUCUCAAAGACAGACAACUUCAAUUGCAUCUACAGAGAGCGCAACAUCCUCUAAAAUGAGUACAUCAGUAGAAACCAUAUACAGAACUCUGGCUUAUGAACCAACAACAAUCGAACCAAGAGUACAAUCAUCGUCAGCUGAAAGAACAUCCUUAACAGAUUCCUCUUUGUCUCCAUCCCAUUCCAUAACGCCAGUUUUAGCAUUAUCCUCAACAAUGGAGCUUUCAGAACCCACUACUGAACCUACUACUGAACAAUCAACAACCUCCUUGUUUCUUACAUCAUCGCAAUCAGUUACAUUGUCUGCACAGACUACAAUGCAAUCAACAGGCCAACCAACUACAUCAACAACAAAAUUGCAGUAUCUAACAACGUCUACUAAAACCCAAACCCCUACAAAAACUGCAAGGACUACCUCUGUGGUACCUUCUACCAUAGCAGCAACUCCUGAAUUGAGGACUACAACCUCCACUGCUCUAAGAGAGACAUCCAUGAAGCCAACGUCAGUUUCUACGGAAGAUACAAGAUCAGAGACUGCUCCUUCAAGCACACAAACGUUAUUUUUGGCAAAUAUGUCAUCCAUGUCAACAGACACUCUGGUUUCGUCCUCUAACACAUCAAAAUUAGGUACUUCCCUGUCUCCAACAAUAGUAUCUUCAAAGAAAAGUUCAGUAUCUAUGGAAACUACCAGGGCAAUGCCAAGUACACCAGCCACAAACAGUGCAACUACUCUAGCUAUCAGUCCUUCAACAACAAAGGCCACAACAAGAGAAGCCUCUUCAUUCCCAAACAUGCAGUCUACAGUGAAAGCAACAACUUUUUCAAAAUCAAGGAUGGAGACAACACAACUUGUACAUGUAACAACAAAGGCAUCCUCUUCAACACCAAGUUCAACAACUUUGAUUGCAUCUGCCUCAGAGCCACACAUACGCCCAACAACCUUGGAACGCACAACAGCAGAGCCUGCAACCGCAAUGCUGAAUGAUACUGAGUCAUCAACAAUGCUUUUCGACACUUUGUCUUUAUCAACAAAGUCACCUGAACUGAGCACAGUAUCCUCAGAGAGCACAAUGACUUCAGCAACAACACCAACAAACACCCCUUCAUCUCCUACAACAUUUCAGGCAAUCAUAUCCUCUGCAAAAACAACAAAGCAAGCAACAGGCCAAACAACUGCAAAGACAACCAAAGCAAACAACUUAACAUCACCUGUGACUGUGAUGUCAUCGGUAGUGAAUUCUACAUCACACAUGGAAUCUUCAUCGAAGACAGCAUCUCAGCAAGAACACACAACUUCCACUGUAAUAUCAGACGCUCAAAAAACAACAAGGAAACAAGUCAGCAACACUUCAAGACAUCCAACAACAUCUGUGACUUCAUCAUUGUCAUCAUUGCCAAAGUCAGUGUCUACCAAACUAACUGGGAAUCCUGCAAGGGCUUCAACAGUGAUGCCCACGACCAUGGAAGUUCCUUCUACAAUGGUGUUGUCUUCUCUUGCAGACUUAAAGACCUCUUCCUCUGAUUUAAGAACUUCAUCCUCCGCUGUUAUAAGUCAGGCGUCAGUGAAACCAACUUCAAUCUCAACAGAAAAUGUUAAGCCUUCGACUACUCGCCUAAUAACACAGAUGCAGCCUUCCAUUAAGACACCAUCAGUGUCCACCACUACUCCAUCUACAACAGUCAUGACAUCUUCAACAGAAGACUUAACAUCCACAGCAUAUACAAGUACAACCCCAAGCAAACUAACCACCAAGAUGUCCAUGGCAACAUCACCAACCACCCUGACGUCAUCGCCCGCACAGAUGCUCUUAACAACACAGCCAAUUGCUUCUUCAUCAACACCAGAGCAUCUCACAACUCUCGCACUGUCCCUAACUUCAACUGCGCAGUCUACAGAGCAAACAGAAACUUUCCCAAAAACAAGCAGAAAGCCAACUGUACAAUCAUCAAAGAUUUCAGAACCCCGGACAUCUCUUACAUCAACGACUGUGAUUACGUCUACCUCGGAACCACUGACGGAAAAAAUUACCUCUAUACGCCCUUCAUCAUCAAUGACCCAAUCAGGAAUACAAACUUUGUCAUCAGAAGGUGUAUCAUCCUCAGAAGGGUCAACUCUGUCUACAUUACAUCCCACAGUGUCAGUUAUUGUUUCAUCUCCAUCAACAACUAAAUGGAGGACCUCCUCUUCAGCGUCUCAGCUUGUCUCGUCCCCUGCACAAAGUACAACUCCAUUGAAAGGCCAGUCUACUACAGAGACUUCCACAGCUAAUGUGAUGACAUCAUCAGUAACUUCAUGGUCAGCCAUUCUGCAUCCAACAUCGCCAAUGCAAUCUUCGCCCAAAAAUUCACAACAAAUUGCUUUGUCCACAAGAACCAUUGGGAUUUCAGCCACACAGAAGUCGACCCAACAAUUGGUCAGCAGCACUUCUGAGUUUUCAACAUCAGAAUCAACCACUCAGGCGUCCUCUAAGCCAUCUGCUUUGUCUUUGUCAACAAGACACACUCAGAUGUCAGUGACAUCAUCACUGCCAAUAAAGACGUUAAGUCAUCAGACUACAAAUGUAGAAAAUGUUACAGGGACUUCAACAAUGAAAUCCACUACCAGGGAUGCAUCUUCACCAACAAUGUCUUCUUCUGCAACAACAACUCCUCGCUUAAAGGCUACUUCUCCGGUUUUAAGACAGACGUCUGUGCAAACGUCUUCAUCCUCUCAAAGAAAUGUACAACCUUCCACUAUUCACCCAACCACACGGAUGUCAUCAACAAUGGUGACGCCUUCCACAUCAACUGCCCCCUCCUUGUCUUCAGCCAAUGUAACACCACUGAUCACUGCAUCUCUGAUAAGAGAAGAAACUUCUACGUUGAUGGGAACAACAAGCACAAACAAACUAUCAACCCUCCUGAAAAUUCCUUCAACACAAGGGCCUACAUUGUCUCCAAAUACAACAUCAAUGAAACCAAAUACAACAUCAAUUGAACCAACAACAAAGUCAAUGGAACCAACAACAAAGUCAAUGGAACCAACAACAAAAUCAAUGGAACAAACAACAAAAUUAAUGGAACAAAGAACAAAAUCAAUGGAACAAACUACAAAAUCAAUGGAACAAACAACAAAAUCAAAGGAACCAACAACAAAAUCAAUGAAAUCGACAACAAAAUCAAUAGAACAAAGAACAACUCUCUUAAAAACAAGCAUUGAGACGUUGAUGAAUUCAACAACAAAGGAAAUCCCUACAACAAUAGGGUCAUCUCUAGCACGGUCAACCUUUGUUUCACCUACCUUGCUGAUCCCAGCAUCCUCUGUAAGGUCCACAGAAGAGCCUUGGAAACGAACCCCAACUACUGUCAAGCCAUCAACAACUCAAUCAAGAGCACAAACAUCAUUGUCAACAACUCAAUCAAGAGUGCAAACAUCAUUGUCAACAACACAAUCAAGAGUGCAAACAUCAUCAUCAUCUCCAACCAGUUCCUCUUUCUCUGCAUCAUAUUCUACAAAGUCAGGAACAACAUCGUCUCCGUUAAUGAUGUCAAUGGCGACAAGUACUGUUACUGUAUCCUUACAAAGUACUAAACCAUCAACAGCAACCUCCAUAUCUCAUGGAAAAGCUACAAGGGCAUCAGCAAGACAGCCAACUACAGAUACAUCCACAGAAGUUAGGAAAGUAUCAACCUCAUCUGUUGCUUCGAUGUCACCUACGGUACAUCCUACUACAUCUAGGAUAUUGUCAAGUGAACUACAGCAUACUGUAUCCAUAGGAUCCACUGCAACAUCAGCCACUCCAAAACCGACAGGGCAGUUUUCAACAGCUACUCUUACUAGAGUUCUGGAAACAUUUCCAACAUCGUCAUUUCCAACAACUGUGCCUCUGGAGCAAUUAUCCACUGCUCUUGGAUCUACCCAACCAUCAACCCUGCGUCCAACCUCCCAUGCACCAUCAACGGUUGCAGCUUCAACUCUGAAAACUUCUUCGUUCCUUACAAUUGAGGGUGCCACCAAACAGUCAGCGCCAUUUUCUACUUCUUUGAGGUCAACAGACUCCAGACAAGGGCUGUCAACACUAACUGAUGUUGCUAGUGAGCCAACAGGUACAACAACAACAACAGCAGCAAUACCUACAACUGAAGCAGUGGUCAUUGUGACAACCACUAAUGCUGGCUACACAACAACUACACAAUCAACGGUAUCCUACUGUGAGAAUGACAAUAAGCUGAGUCUUGAGUGGCCUCGUACAGUGGCUAAUGGGAUCAUCACACUUGCUGGGAGCUGUCACCAUGGCAUCAUCAGGAGGGAGUGCAGAGACGGUCGGUGGCAAACUCCAGACACGACGGAAUGCCACUCCCAUCAAGCAGCUGAUCUGUUGGAAAAGGCCAACGAUACUCUGACCAAACUGGAAACAAUGCAGCACAUAACACCUGCUGAUGUAGACAUGGUGGGACAGCUGGCCGAGGCCAUGGAAGAUGCCACUAAUUCUUCAGGGGGGUACAUCCCAACUGCCAACGAUCUGCAGUUGUAUACAAACAUCACGUCAUCUCUCGUCAGGGUAUUCGAAAUGGCUAACGACACAGUGCCAUACACAAGGUUGACAAGAUAUGCCCAGAGUGUUGUGAAUGUGUUCAGCAACAUGAUCGCACCCAAAAAUAGGGAAGUCUGGGCUACUGCAAGCAUGUUGACCCGUGACAGUUGCGGAGGUUGCUCUUGUGUUAUGGAGCAGGCUGAAAAAUUAGCUCGAUCUCUGGCACGGAGCCUUCCUAUAGAUGGCACUUUUACCACUGAAAUCCACAGCAUACAUAUACACAUGGAGUUCCAGAAAAUUCCAGUCUCGGCAAGAAAUGAUAUUAACUUUCCCAGAGACAGAUCAGAGUUCAUAGGUCGGACAAAACCAUCUCCUAUCAGCAUUCCGAUUGGUGUGCUUCGUGCCGGUGAUUCAGUGAAAGAGUCCUCAGUGUACUACAUUGCCUAUGAGGACCUGCAAAGCUGUCUACCUCCAAUAACUUCUGUAAAGUACAACGGCUUUACAAUACAAGCACAAGUUGUAGCGGCUGGAGUGGACCCACAGCCAGUAACACCUUUCAAGCAGAAUGUGUCAAUUGGCCACUGGCAUCUUACGAACGAUCCUAAUGAAACAGCCUGCACAUGGUGGGACUUUGGAAAGAGGGAAUGGACAGACAGAGGAUGCACUGUUGAUCCAUCCAUGUCUAAUGACAGUUACACACACUGCCUCUGCAACCAUCUCACCAACUUUGCACUUCUUAUGAGCCCCUUUCACAAGACUUCCCCUUUUGUGUCUAAAGCACUGAAGUACAUCACGAUCAUUGGUUGUGGAAUCUCUUUCAUCUUCCUUUUAAUAACUGCAGCAGCACAUCUCACUCUGUGGAGGUUUGUGAAGAAGGAUUCUGCACGUGCGCAUAUCCAUGUCAACCUGUGCUUCUCCCUCGCUAUCGGCAACUUAGUCAUCAUCAUCUCCGAGAUUGUGGAUCCUGGAAUCACUGUUCUGUGUACAGUGAUUGCCGUGUUUCUUCACUUCUUCUACCUGUCCGCCAUGACGUGGAUGCUGUGUGAGGGUAUCCAGCUGUACAUGUCUAUUGUACACGUCUUCAGGAGGUCAAACAAGAUCGUCAGACGGGCGUACUACGCUGCAGGAUGGGGUGCUCCCCUGGUCAUUGUGGCUAUCACCAUCGGAGUGACCCAGUCAGCAGGGUACGGUAACCAGGUCACCACAGGCGGGAACCCUCAGGCUCUGUCUGAAACAAACGGCACAGCCGAGGCUACUAGUGAUGGACAGGUGUCAAGCAGCAAUGGCGAGGAUGAGCACUGUUGGCUGGUUGUAGACAACGGAGUAAGGUGGUCUUUCAUCGGACCAGCAAUCUUCAUCAUCGCGGUGAAUCUAAUAAUCAUGGUGAUUGUUUUGAAAACCAUGCUGGGAAACAGAGCACUGCAGAAUGCUGAACAAUGGACACGGACCAAAGCUGGAGUACGGGCCUCUUUUGUGAUGUUACCUCUGCUUGGACUGAGCUGGUUGCUAGGUGUGUUCUCUGUCAACGAACAGACUUCAGCUGCUUUUGGUCUUCUAUUUGCAGUCGUCAACUCACUCCAGGGAUUGUUCAUCUUUAUCUUCCACUGCUUGAGGAGUAAGACGAUAAAUGAUGCCCUUGAUAAGAAGAAUGGCAAGGGAGCCAGCUUCAGAAAGAGCAACCUCUCAAAGACAAUAUCGAGACAAAGUAGUUAUGACCCCCGGCCAACGAUGAAACGCGUGAAAGGCUCCUUGUUACUUCGGCGACUGUUUCCCAGCAAAAAGGACGACCGGCGGCGGCAGCACUCCAGUUCUGGCACAAACUCUCUUUCUGUACCCAGUACACCUCCAAAGAUGCGCAAGGAAGAAAGAAAAUCUUCUGCGGACAGUAGCUUCUCUUUAACAUCCUUAGUUAGGAAGCUGAGAGGGUCUCAUAGUUCGGAAAAUGCUGAUGAGUCAACAUCCGGGGACUCCGGCGUGGCAGACUUGCACUCAGGAGGGAAACAGUCACCAGACCGAAGCAGGCGGUCUUCCACGUCAAGCACACCGCACACACCGACAAGCUUGAGCUGGGCGCCUACGCUAGAUCUAGAACAGCCGCCGGUUGCCCCUCCCCGAACCAAGCGGCAAAGGGCUUCUGCAACUCUCAUGCCAACGCCGACUCUCCCAACCUUAGUGGAAUGUUCUCCUUACUCUACUGUUAACUCCAAUAGUAAUUUUACAACCACAGCACAAGUAGAGCCAAACCAAGUUAACAUUGACUUUAGCAGAGCCCCUUCACCAGAGAACAACUCAGCUGCUACUGUACAACCAUCUGCUGAAUUCAUGGGUGAACAACAUAUAAACGGAAAUGGCUUGAGAAGGGCAGCUUCUGCUCCAGUAAAGAAACGUCCAAACAAAAAGACGAGAGGAAGUUUACAUGACACGAUAGUCAACAUCCCUGAAGACUCGUCACCAGAGGUCGAAUCCUCCGACUCACCACCAGAAGAUGAUUUUUCUGAUUAUUCCAGCGUGUUUGAGGAAAUACAUGAAGUUGCAGUACGCAGGAGAUCAUUACCUAAACUAGAAGACUGGAAAAAUGUUCUAUAACUCAAGACUUAUGAUAUCAAUUAGCAGAUAUUGUGGAAAAUUCAAUCUUUUGACAUUCUUUUUGAGACUUUCAUAUGAAUAGCUAAUGAGCAAGGCAUUCUUAAAUGAUCACCAAUAGUAAGCCAUAGUAUAAUACGUAUGAUGUACAAUGUAUAUAGAACCCCGUUAUUAAAAGCGUUAUUGACAGAGUCUAGAUGAUUUAACCUAAUCAUUCACAUAUUUCACACAACCACAGAUUAGCUAAAGCCUCACAUAAGCACUUUUGAAGUUUGUUUUCAUUACAGAAACCAACUAGUUAUAGCAUAUUUGUACAUAAUUUAUCAACAAAUGAAUCUAAUAUGUCUCAAGAUUUAUAAAGACUGUAUUGCAAAUAACUGUUUCAUAGUUUUAUGUUAUCUUAGGAAAAUGAUAAACAUAAACUUUAAGAUAAUAUUUUCCAUCCAAAGAUGUACAUACUUAAUGAUUAGCCUUAGUACAUAGGUCAAGA
Molecule: messenger RNA, 9645 nt
Organism: Branchiostoma floridae (Florida lancelet)
Lineage: Eukaryota; Metazoa; Chordata; Leptocardii; Amphioxiformes; Branchiostomatidae
Product: mucin-5AC-like
Exons: 21
Coding region: 66-9158 (3030 amino acids)
Biological process (GO): cell surface receptor signaling pathway; adenylate cyclase-activating G protein-coupled receptor signaling pathway
Cellular component (GO): membrane
Molecular function (GO): G protein-coupled receptor activity
Source: RefSeq, a predicted model, not a curated record